GCCAAUGAGUGCAAGACGUUGAGUGACAGCUGUCCAAUAGGGACCCUCAGUGCUAGUACGGUUUGCGGCUUAAGCGCCGCCGCGGUCUGAGGAAUGUCAACUAUUCAACAUGGAGGAGGAGGUCGAUAAGCUGGAAUUGAUGGCUGUGUAUUAAAAACUAUGAAUACACAAAUAAAAAGACAAGGCUCUUACCAGCAAGAAAUUUGAAAUCAAGUGGUGACGUUACCUUGCUAACCAAUUAUUAUAAUAUAGUACAUGAAAUGGUAAGCUGGAGCCAUGAACAAAAUAAAAUGAGAGUAAAGAUGUUUCUAAAUCUGCACUGGAGAGAAUGGAAGUUCCAGAAAGCUGACUCUGAUCUGGAUUACAUUCAAUACAGGGUGGAAUAUGAAAUCAAGACUAAUCAUCCUGAUUCUGCAGGCGAGAAAAAUCCUGUUACACUCUUAAAGGAAUUGUCAGCAAUAAAGUCUCGAUAUCAAACGUUGCAUGCACGCUUUAAACCAAUUGCUAUCGAGCAGAAAGAGACUAAGAGCCGCAUUUGUACUACUUUGAAUAAAACUGCGACCAUGAUACAAGAACUACAAAAGCAAAUAGACCUGGAGCUGUCACCAUUGACUGAAGAAGAGAAAACUGCAGCACAGCAAUUAAAAUCUCACAUGUCAGACUUAUGAAGAAAUGGACUUUCAAAAGGGAACUCUAUAUAAUAGAGAUCAAUUUCAGAGAGAUUUAGGAAGAUGUCUUGUUACCUACCACCUGAUGACCAGAGGUCGAGUAUGGUGAAGGAGGAGAUAUGACCAAGUAGUGAUGUCUUUCACAAGAAAGGGCAAUAUGAAGAAAGGCACAUAUAUGAAUAAAUUUCAGUCGAAAGGAUAGAAUGGGAAUAAAGGGAUUUAAAACAUAUAUACACACAGUCUUGUAAUUUCAGGCAAGGAAGUCUCUUAACACUGGUUUGCAUUUGUUUUUGUAUAAUCGGGAUAACAUACGAGUAGAUGUCCUGUCCUAGCAUUAAAAGAAUGUUCAUGUACUAUCCACCA
Messenger RNA from Rhinolophus ferrumequinum (greater horseshoe bat), 1031 nucleotides. RefSeq names its product spindle and kinetochore associated complex subunit 2 (gene SKA2). NCBI's taxonomy places the organism in Eukaryota, Metazoa, Chordata, Mammalia, Chiroptera, Rhinolophidae. Gene Ontology annotation, molecular function: microtubule binding. Gene Ontology annotation, cellular component: outer kinetochore; spindle microtubule. Gene Ontology annotation, biological process: mitotic cell cycle; chromosome segregation; cell division. The coding region runs from base 261 to 668 and encodes 135 amino acids. The record is from RefSeq and is a predicted model, not a curated record. The transcript has 5 exons.